Malania oleifera is the source of this 4376-nucleotide messenger RNA. RefSeq names its product O-fucosyltransferase 15-like. Lineage: Eukaryota; Viridiplantae; Streptophyta; Magnoliopsida; Santalales; Ximeniaceae. The record is from RefSeq and is a predicted model, not a curated record. The transcript has 10 exons. The coding region runs from base 81 to 2012 and encodes 643 amino acids.
UAAUCGAUACUUUUUGCCUUCUCGCAACAUUUUCAGCACUCUGCAUCUGAUCGAACCUACGGUGCCUACCGGCUUCCGCCAUGGCUUCGCCGUGCGAUCUCUCAAACCUCCAGGACGAUUCCAACCUCAAACUAGUAAGCGAUCCGCAGCACGAAGUGGAGGCAGAAGUGUCCCGGUUACACGACAUUCGGGUCGCGGGUCGGACAUCAUCCCACGGCAGGUCUCUCUCCGCCACGCCUCGAAGCCGCGCGAGCUCCCCAAGGUCUUUCUGGGACAACGGGUUCGGGUCGGUUCCUAACCGGUUUUCAGACUCGCAUGGCGGAUCUCGUUCUUCUCGAUCUGCCUUCUCGAAGAUUGUGUGGUUUCCGGGUGAGCAGAAGCAAAUAAUGAAGAGGAGUGCAUGGUAUAGGCUAGCUCUGAUUGGGGUGCUGGUGUUCUUUCUCUUGGUGAAUUGGUGGAUGCUUUUGAGUAUUGAAGAUAAUUCUGCUCCCAAAGGCGGAUUUGUUUACGCAAAUUCAUCUUUAGUUCAGGGAAAAUUGAGAAAAAUUGGUAAAGGAAAAAAGCAGCAGAAUGUUAUAUAUGGAAGGUUGUUGGCUUUGGCUGCCCAUGCCUUGGCAGAGAAUAAACCUGAGCCCAAGGAUUUAUGGUUGGAGCCACUGGCUUCUGCUUCUGCAUGGAGACCUUGUGCUGAACAGCGUAACUGGAAACCUAGUGGGAACAAUAGAUACAUUAUGGUUAGUGCAAAUGGUGGGAUAAACCAGCAGCGUAUUGCUGUCUGCAAUGCUGUUGUUAUUGCUCGGUUAUUUAGUUCUACUCUUGUACUUCCCAAAUUUUUAUACAGUAGUGUCUGGAACGAUGUGAGUCAAUUCGGGGAUAUCUAUCAGGAGGAGCAUUUUAUUGACUAUUUGAAACUUGAUAUUCGGAUAGUGAAGGAACUUCCAAAGGAGCUGCAGUCAUUAGAUUUGGAGGCUAUUGGUAGUGUUAUAACGGAUGCAGAUAUUAGGAAAGAGGCCAAGCCAAGUUUUUACCUGAAAAAUAUUCUUCCUGUGCUGCGUCAAAAUAGAGUUGUCCAUUUUAUUGGUUUUGGGAACCGUUUGGCAUUUGACCCAAUACCAUUUCAGUUGCAGAGACUUCGAUGCAGAUGUAAUUUUCAUGCAUUGAAAUUUAUUCCCAAAAUACAAGAAACUGGUGCUUUGCUUCUUGAAAGGAUGCGUCAGCAUGCGCCUCACUCUGGACUGUUGGAUCAUUAUCUCAUUGGACCAUUUGCUGAACCGGCUAAGAGGGCAAAGAAGGGUCAUGCUGCAAAAAAUAUUAGAUACUUGUCUCUACAUCUAAGGUUUGAAAUAGACAUGGCAGCACAUUCUUUGUGUGAUUUUGGUGGGGGCGAAGAAGAGAGACGGGAGUUGGAAGCAUAUCGUGAAAUGCAUUUCCCUGCAUUGACACUCCUGAAAAGGACUGCUAAGUUACCUUCUCCAGCAGAACUUAGAUCUGAAGGGCUAUGUCCAUUGACACCUGAAGAAGCAGUACUCAUGCUCGCUGCUCUUGGUUUCAGACGCAAGACACAUAUAUUUCUGGCUGGUGCACACAUAUAUGGUGGGAGAUCAAGGUUGGCUGUCUUGACCAACUUGUUUCCUAAUUUGGUUACUAAAGAGAACUUGCUUUCAUCAUCUGAAAUUGAGCCAUUCAGGAAUUUCUCUUCUCAGCUUGCAGCACUGGACUUCAUUGGCUCCACUGCUGCUGAUGCAUUUGCUAUGACAGAUUCUGGGAGUCAAUUUUCAGCUUUGGUUUCUGGUUAUCGUAUUUACUAUGGUGGAGGUAGAAUGCCAACUAUAAGACCAAAUAAACGCAGACUUGCUAAUAUUUUCUUGAAGAACAACACCAUAGAAUGGAGGGUAUUUGAACAGAGAGUGAGGAAGGCAAUUCGACAAACAAAGAGGGCCAAGGAAAGACCUGUUGCAAGGAGUGUUUACAGGCAUCCCCGUUGUAAAGAAUGCAUGUGCUUUGCAGAUUAGUUUUUGCUUUAGCAGGUAAGAUAAUGCCAAAUUGUAAGAUGCAAACGUUCAACUUCAUUAUAUUUAUUUGAGCUUGCUGCCACUUGUUACGGGAACAUCCAUUGUUCAUGAAUUUUAAUAUCCAUGUAUUAUCCGAUGGGUUAUUCUGAUUAUUUGAAUUUUGUAGGGCCAUUGCCUCUCUUUUCCUUUAAGCCUCGAGGAUUGCUUGUAAAUAUUUUCUUAUAAUAUUCUUGGCUAGCCUAUCAAUGGAAGUUACUAAUGGUUUAAAAAAUUAUGAUCAUGGAAUUAGGUUGGUUUGAUUGAUGCGACUUUUGUUUGGAUGAGCAAUUGUAUACUAACCAGUAUGUUGGCCUCGCCCACAGGUUUUGUUAGCAUCCUUCAAAACCUGAUUGUCCGCAACAAAGCAUUUUUAGCAUUUGGAUGGAUGCAAACAACCUCCUAUUGAGAGUAAUUUUUUGAAAUAAUCCAGUAGAUUGCAUCAAUUAGCCAUGGUUUGUUCUUGAAAUUACAAGCUAUCAUUAUUGGCAUUGUAUAAAUGGAUUAAUUGCAUUUCUUUCUUGUUACUUUUCUUUGUACAAUCAUGAACAUAAUUUGACAGUGUUUUCUUUGUAGUAAAUGUUGAAGAGAUAAAUGGGUUGUAUGUUUCUGCUAAUCUUUGUAAAGUAAUCGUAAGGCACUUUUUGGACAAAUUAUGAAUAAAGACUAAUUUCAUUGCGUUAUCUAUUGCAUGUAAAUUCUUCUGGAAUAUUGUCAUUGUUCUUGGAUCCUUCAUGGUCUGAAGUAGUCUGAUCAUCAUCUAUUGUGAUUUGUUGAAUAAAUCAUAAUCGGAUUAGUUCACCCUACCUGCAAAUACCAUACAAUUCAUUGUUGUCUUCCCUUUCAGCCUUUGUUCUGCAUUAUUCAAUUUGAAAAUAGUCUCCAAUCCCCUGAAAUUAAGGAAGUUAUCAUCUUUCAUCUGGAUGACCUUGAAACAGGCAGAACAGAUAAGGGUAUCCGCACAACGUGAUCCUAACGUCCUGUUAGAACAAUCUCACCAAAGCUAAACUCAUCCAUCUCCUGUGUCACAUUGAAAUGUAUUUCCAAAUCUUGUGUUUCCCUUGGAGCUAUGGUAAAUCAAGGUGGAUACAUGCCAACUGUGACCCCCUUGGAUAGUCGAACUGAGAAUGAGUAUGUCUCUGGCUUGUUCCCCAUGUUCUUGACAUUCCGUCAUACCACUCUGAAUCCAGCUAGUGUUGAUAUUGUUACUGAAGGAAGGUUCAGGUCAGAUGGUAAAGUGGCUUAUUGCACUACUUGUGUAGCAUUUUGAACCAUAGCUGGGUUAGUGUUGGGCAAGGAGCACAGGAAGCUGAUGUAGUCCUGGAAUUUUGCUUCACAGUCAAAUGUUAUCAUAUAUUUAACCAGGGGUAAAAACUGACAAUACUUGAAUUCAGUUAUUUUUAUCUCAGGAUGUCAAAUAACAAGCUACUUGAACUGGUGGGGGACAGAAUCCAAAGAGCUGAAGCUGUGAAAAAAUGCUGAGUUAACCUGAUGGAAAAACCAGACUUGGAUCCUUCACAUGAACUGGAUCUACAAGGCCAGCAUCAAAAUCAAAAGGAUCGGCACGAUUCAAGCUGCUGAUAUCAGAUCCUUCUGCCAUCAUGGACUGCCCAUGGUUGUCAUGCUUGGUUGCGGUGGUAGAGAUUGCAGAGGCAAUCGUUGAUGGAGUCCAUGAAUGAUUGUGAUGCUUGAUGAGUGGCUUGAGUGCUGCUAUUCUGAUGACGUGAGGUGUUUCCAUGUUGGUACCAGACAAAAGUGUAAAUCUGUAUCCUACAGGCAGAGGUAUGGUCAAUUGAGGAACUAGGUAUAAUUAAUUAUAGAACAUCUGAUGGGGAUCGACAUACUAUGCUCAUGUCAUUUUCAGAUAUUAUGACACGUGGACGGUUUCCAAAUGUCCACAUUUCCUUCGCCGACAUGCUAACACAUGGAAGACCUCCGGAUGCCUCUUUUGUUCGUUGCUUCACAGAAAUUCAUGGAGUAUCUAAAAUACGUUUUCAGUAUGAGAAAGACCCCAACAGAGAUGCUGAAGCAAGCCCGUGAUCAAGACCCCAUGUGGGCCCCACAUGGUCUUGUGGGUCCCACAUGGUUUCAUAUUGGGCCCGAUACAGCUGGGCCUCCCCUUUGACAUAAUUGCAGAUUUUAAGUUGUAAUAAUUAUUGAGUCAACUUAGCUUGCAAGUGUGCUAAGUAUUUAAUAGGUCUAGUAAGUUGAGCUAAUUAAUGUAUUUAGUAAGUUGUGAGCUAUUUAAUAUGUCUUGAAAGCUGGAAUAUUGUAAGUUGUGUGAGUAUUUAUUAUGUCUAGUAAGUUGUGUAUUUAUUAUUUGUCUCA